AUGGGCCCCGUUGAAAAGCUUUUCAGCUCACAGUUGUAUCUUUCUCUUUUGUUUCUUGUCUCCUCCUGCAGUUUGCACCUCACCACCUUCUGCCUGCAGUACAGGCCCACAGUCGUCGCAUGUGUCUGCAUCCACUUGGCCUGUAAGUGGUCCAACUGGGAAAUCCCCGUGUCUACAGAUGGCAAACACUGGUGGGAGUACGUGGACCGCACUGUAACUUUACAGCUGCUAGACGAGCUCACACACGAGUUCCUUCAGAUCCUGGAGAAGACGCCCAGCAGGCUGAAGAGGAUACGAAACUGGAGGGCCAUUCAAGCAGCCAAGAAGCCAAAGACAGAUGGCCCAGCAGUGGACAGUGCCUUCCAGGGGACAUCUUUAGACAGUCUUCCUGGUGUCACCAACUCUUUCUUUCCUUCCACCUCUGCAUCAGACGCCGCAGACAUGCCCACCCUCAACACCAUCGCAGUCCCCUUCGCCUCCUACCAGCCACUGAGCGACCAGUCCAAGUCCUGCGGCUACGACCAGUUCUCCGAGCCUCACCCUGCAGACUUCACGCUGGUGAAACACGAACACAAAGCUGCAGGCGGUUCUAGCAGUAAACACCAGCAGCUCGGUACAAACGCCGCAGCUUUCUCACGGCCGCAGAAAGUCUUGACUCUGGAAAAGUACAGAGAGAAACACGCGGCAGAGCUGGCCUUGCAGAACGGUAUAAAGGAGGAGGCGAACACAGACAUAUAUGGGCCUCCUCCAGCUCUCUCCUCGCACCACCACAAGAAACGCUCUCAGCCACAGCAGGCCGGCCAGUCCAGCGACGGCAGAAGAGAAAAGUCCAGCUCUAAAAAGACUCGGCUGCCUCCUCCUUUCACCGAGAACGGCUCUGCCAGUAGCGAAGAGCUCAAGAUGAGAAUCAAAGUUUCAUCAGAGCGUCACGGUGGCUCGGAGCAGGGCGGGACUCUGCCUGGAAAAGACAAGCACAAAGAGCACAGCGGCCACCGCCACUCGAAACACGGCCACUCGCACGCUUAUUCCCUCAGCGGAAACAGCAGAGGGACAAUGGACAACUCCUCCUUAUCUCUACGAGCUCCCAGUAGCCAUUGCAACGACAUGAUUUCCUCCGGCUCCUCUCGCAAGAGGCCUCACUCUGACACCGGGAACCACAAUCACCACCACCACUCGUCCAAGAGGAGCUCCAAAGGAGGCCUCGGCUCGUCCCACUACUCGUCAGAGGGCAGCCAGAGGAUGCUGGAGCACCACGGCCACGACGGAACCAACGGCCUGCUGACCGCCAACGGCCAACACACUGACUACAAAGACACUUUUGACAUGCUGGACUCUUUACUAAGUGCCCAAGGAAUGAACUUGUAACCUUCAGAGAGUCUACAGUGUUGUCUUAGAAUAAGGUAUUACCAUGUUUAAUAGAAUUUUAAAAAAUGAAUUUAUUUGUCUUAAGUUAUCUGAAUUCUGCAUCGCCCUCAGUCGUGUCUACACACUGAUUAUUGAUGAUUCUCAUUAAGCUGUCAGAAAUGUAAAAUUGUAUGCAUAGAGCUGUGUAAUACUAGCUUGCAACAAAAAACAAACAAACAAACCAUGAAAUCUUUCAAGAAUGCGGCUGGAAAAAUGAGAUUUUAAACUUUUUUUUUUUUUUUUUUUUUAACGUGAACUGACAUUAUGAUUUGCAUGUUUUCGGUCACUAAAGGGAAGACAUAGCUAGUGUUCGCAGCCAUUGUGACAGUUUACAGAUGGUUAAUGUUUUUGUUGUUUUUUUUUCUUUCUAUGUUAAGACAUUUUGUUCCACUAAAAAUCUCAGGUCUUGAACUUUUUUGAUAUAUGAAUGAAUCUUCCUCUGUUUGGGUUUAUUACCUGUAUCUGUGGAGAUGUUAUCACCUCGUCCAUUUGCUGACGAACAGGGCAGAACUUCUGUCUUAGGAAACAUGGUCUGCUUAUAUUUCAAAGAGUGCAUCAGUAGUUCCAAAAAAACAACACAAGUGUGAGGCCAACUCCAUUUACUGUCUAUUGGGACUUCCAAGGCCGCAUCUGAACUUAAUGUGCAGACUCAUUAUAGAGCUAACGAUGAAGUUUACGUUAAUCUGCUGUGAAAGUGCAUUUAAGAUAUAUUGGCUAAAAUCACAAAAAGGCCUUGUGAUUGUACUUAGUCAAUCGCUAUUCAGUAUGAUAAAUGUUAUUAACUAUCAGAAAAUACAGUUUUCUAAAAUAAGAUUGUGUAUAUAGGACUGUAGUUCAGAUUUCAAUCUGUUGGUUUAUCGCACCAGUCCGAACUUCCUCCAUUCAGUGUAUCAUGAGAUCUAAAGCAGACUGUAUUGAUGAACAUAUCCUCGAUUUGUGUAUUGGGAGCCCAAAUAAAGGUGUAAAAGUGA
Messenger RNA from Scatophagus argus, 2375 nucleotides. RefSeq names its product cyclin-T2-like. The record is from RefSeq and is a predicted model, not a curated record. Gene Ontology annotation, cellular component: cyclin/CDK positive transcription elongation factor complex; nucleus. Gene Ontology annotation, molecular function: cyclin-dependent protein serine/threonine kinase activator activity. The coding region runs from base 1 to 1365 and encodes 454 amino acids. Gene Ontology annotation, biological process: positive regulation of DNA-templated transcription, elongation; regulation of transcription by RNA polymerase II. NCBI's taxonomy places the organism in Eukaryota, Metazoa, Chordata, Actinopteri, Scatophagidae. The transcript is spliced from 4 exons.